This is a messenger RNA of Anopheles gambiae (African malaria mosquito), 2667 nucleotides long. Its product is annotated as probable peptidoglycan muropeptide transporter SLC46. The record is from RefSeq and is a predicted model, not a curated record. NCBI's taxonomy places the organism in Eukaryota, Metazoa, Arthropoda, Insecta, Diptera, Culicidae. The transcript is spliced from 5 exons. Gene Ontology annotation, biological process: transmembrane transport. Gene Ontology annotation, cellular component: membrane. Bases 1080 to 2546 code for a protein of 488 amino acids. Gene Ontology annotation, molecular function: transmembrane transporter activity.
GACGUGGAUAAGUUCCCAUACAAACCGUCCAUUUCAUUGCAAGUGCGUCCUAUGUUUUUAGUUAUACUGGAAAAAAUAACUCACAUAAACCAGUAUAGAUACAACUUAAUGACAUGUCCGUCGUGAGUUCAAACCUCAUAUGGACUGUCUCCCCAUAACAAGGACUGACUAUCCGGCUGUCUGGAAUUGAAUAAUUCUCGAACGCCUGUAUAGACCGGCAUGAUCGCGUAGAUCGCUACGCCAAUAAGAAAAAAAGUAGAAGAAGAAGUCCGGUAUAAUUCAAAACACACAGAAGAAGAUGUGUUCUGAUUUAUAAAUUAUAGCAGUUUUGAAUUUUGAGAAACAGACUAUAAUAAAAAAUAGGAAACCAGCAUAGCUAAUUGUAUUGGUUAAAGAUACUGUUCACAAAGAUCUCUGGUAGGAAACUUUGAACGCUAGUUAGUCCUGGCGCUUUUGAAUCCUAUCACCAGAACCGUUUCAUUUCUUAGUUGGUGCAACUAAUUUGGUGUUAAAAUGUAGACUAGCAAUCGAACCACUUCUGUCCUUUGAUCUAGCAGGUAUUUCACAAACGCAAACGUCGCAACGAUCCCAAACUUUAAAAUUGCUAAUGAAAGAUGCUGGCACUACUGGCAAUAAAGAAGGAAGCUUUUGAGAGUUUAAGGUUCAGUUUCUGAUAGUCCGUAGAACAACGAGUUGCCUAAAGAGGAUAGGACAUAGCUAGCUGCUAAUUAUUUCAAAAUUUCAGACAUGAUCUGUCACAUUCACACACAAGUGAACCAUAGUAUCAUUUCACGGUCAUACUCGUUGCAGCCACACAAACCUCAAGGCAUAGAGCAAUGGCGUAUGAAAUAAUCUGUAUUCACUGUACUCAAGAUUGCCCUGCGCGGAAACGGAACCCCGAUUCGCUGCCGGUCGAUAUCAAUAAAACAAACAAAAAAUCGAUCGACUACAGCGCACACUUUUGCAAGAUUUUGAUAACCUACUCCGGAGAGUCCCUUGGCCAGACCAAAUAAUGAUGCAGCAGAACAGACCAGAGCAGAAAAGAACGCAGGGCAGAAUUCAGUGGUACCGCGAUCACCAUGGAAGAAGGACGCUCGGACAGUGUGUACUCCAGUGGCGAAGAGGACCUGUUCGCCAAGCAGAGCCUGAUGAGGUUGCGCAAUGCGGCCCGUUGGCGCGAGCAGGCUCAGUACAUUAGCUUCGAACCUGCCCUGCUGGUUUUUUGCUUUGCCAUGAGCAUCUCAGAGGUCGUCCUGGCGAAUCAUAUCAUCCUGCAGACGUGCCUCGUGGAAGGGUUCGAUCGUGGCGAUUGUCAACUGCUCAACACGGACUCAAACUCCUCCCGGCGGGCGAUGAUCGAAACGCAGGUCCAACCGCUGGCGGCCAAUGUGACGAUGGUGAUAGUGAUUAUAAAGUCGGUGGUUCCGGUCCUGAGUGCCCUGCUGCUCGGUGCGUGGUCUGAUCGUUACGGUCGAAAGCCUGCCAUGCUGAUCGCGAGUGCCGGCGUGCUGUGUUCGUUCGUGCUGCUGACGCUGCUAGCGUUCCUAUCGAUGCAGGUCACUCUGACCCCGUGGUAUUACACUGCCGCUUAUCUUCCGUUCUCGGUGCUGGGCGGCAUGACCGUGAUUACAGCGGCCGCCUUCAGCUACCUUUCCGACGUUACAAACGAGCAGACGCGCACCAUGCGCAUGGGCUUCAUGGAGGCCUCCAUGAUGGCCGGCGCACUGUUGGGAUUUCUGGCGAGCAGCUACAUUGUGGAAUGGUUAAACGUUGCUGCCACCUUCCUGAUUGCCAGCGUGCUGAUCCUGCUGGCGAUCGUGUACAUCGCCCGCUUCACCGAGGAUAGUAUCAUUCUGAGCAACAGCAACAGUGCGGUGGAAAAGUUGCGCGAUCUGCUGUCCUGCGAACGGUUGCGCGAGCUUUCGGGGACAUUUUUCAUGCGCCGGUCCGGGUACGUGAGAGAGAUACUGUGGUCGAUCGUGCUGCUGAUCGGACUAACGGAGCUGGCCGGUGGCAGUGGCGGAGUGUUUUACAUGUUUACGAGACGAAAAUUCGGCUGGGAUUUGAAGCAAUUCAGCUACUUUCAGUUCACCGAUGUGCUGAUCAUCAUUUUCGGCAAUGUAAUUGGAAUACCGAUCCUGAAGCAGAUACUCCACUGUUCGGACACUACCGUAGCGAUCGUAUCGAUCGCCAGCUACAUCGUAGACUCGCUGAUCAUGGGCUUCGCAAGCAGCGGGUGGAUGCUGUAUCUGGCUAUUUCGGUUACCGUUCUCAAGGGAACGGACGGUGCGGCACUAAUGACGAUCUGUUCGACGAUACUGCCCGCCGGUGAUAUGGCCAAGUUCUUUACCAUGGCGCUAUCGCUGACUGCCGUCGUGCCGCUAGUGUCUGCCCCAUUGUUUACGUUCGUGUACAAUGCCACGAUAGAGUCGUUACCGGAAGUGUUCAACUUUGUGGCUGCCAGUGUGUAUGGUGCAGCACUGUUGUUGAUGUUCAUCAUAACGCAUCUCAUUAGACGGUUUUAUCAGCCAGAAUUGUUAUUAUAGAUGCAAACAAAAAGAGUUUUUGGGGCCAAUUAUAUUGAAAAAUCGUUUAAUUCUAUUUUUUAUAUUUUUCAAAUGAAAAAUUCAUACAAUCAAAUAAAAAUUAAAUAAUUAUUAUUUUUUA